Salvia splendens (bonfire salvia) is the source of this 4869-nucleotide messenger RNA. RefSeq names its product pleiotropic drug resistance protein 2. Gene Ontology annotation, molecular function: ATP hydrolysis activity; ATP binding; ABC-type transporter activity. The record is from RefSeq and is a predicted model, not a curated record. The transcript is spliced from 17 exons. NCBI's taxonomy places the organism in Eukaryota, Viridiplantae, Streptophyta, Magnoliopsida, Lamiales, Lamiaceae. The coding region runs from base 221 to 4657 and encodes 1478 amino acids. Gene Ontology annotation, cellular component: membrane.
UUCAACUUUCAACAAGAGAGGGAGAGAGAAACUGCAUGGUUACUUGAUUUUCAAUUUUUCCCACUGCAAAGCAAAGAAAACAAUCACACCACCGAUUUUUUCAUUCUUCACAGCAAACCAAAACCUACACAUUUCCUUCUCAACAUCUUCUUCUCCGAAGAGAAUCAAUCAAAACAAGGUCAGUAGAUAUCAACGAUAAUCUGAUCGGAAGAAAGCGGCAAUGGCAGCGGCGCUGGCGGGGGACGAUCUAGCUCGGUCGACGAGUUCGGCUCGGAGCUGGCGGCAGCAGAGCAUACGAGACGUGUGGCAGGGGCCGCCGGACGUGUUCAUGCGUAGCAGCACGCGGCGGCAGGCGGAGGACGACGAGGAGGAGCUGCGGUGGGCGGCUAUCGAGCGCCUCCCGACGUACGACCGCCUCCGCAAGGGUGUGCUGCAGCAGGUGGUCAGCAAUGGCAGGAUCGUCCACUCCGAGGUGGAUGUGGCCAAUUUGGGGUCGCAGGAUAAGAAGCAGCUCAUGGAGAGCAUUCUCAGAGUUGUGGAGGAUGACAACGAGAAGUUCCUCCAGAGGCUCAGGAACAGAACUGAUAGGGUUGGGAUCGAGAUCCCGAAGAUUGAGGUGAGGUUUCAGAAUCUGUCUAUUGAGGGAGAUGCGUAUGUUGGAACCAGAGCGCUUCCUACUCUCCUCAACUCAACCAUCAAUACACUGGAGGCUACUUUGGGGAUGAUUGGGCUCUCUCCAUCGAAGAAGAGGGUGGUUCAGAUCCUUCGAAAUGUUAGUGGAGUUGUGAGACCAUCAAGGAUGACCCUUCUUCUCGGACCACCGGGUUCUGGGAAAACUACAUUGCUAAAAGCACUAGCAGGAAAGCCUGAUGAUGAUAUGAAGGUGACUGGAAAGAUCACCUACUGUGGCCAUGAAUUUCAUGAGUUCAUUCCUCAAAGAACCUGUGCUUAUAUCAGCCAGCAUGAUCUUCACCAUGGUGAGAUGACUGUUCGCGAGACAUUGGAUUUCUCCGGUAGGUGUUUGGGAGUCGGGACGAGGUAUGAAAUGCUUGUGGAGUUGUCAAGAAGAGAGAAAGAAGCUGGAAUCAAACCUGAUCCUGAGAUUGAUGCCUUCAUGAAGGCCACAGCCUUAGUGGGGCAAGAAACUAGUUUGAUCACGGAUUAUGUGCUCAAGAUUCUUGGAUUGGAUAUUUGUGCUGAUAUUAUGGUUGGAGAUGACAUGAGGAGAGGAAUUUCUGGUGGGCAGAAGAAGCGUGUCACAACCGGGGAAAUGUUGGUUGGACCAGCAAAAGCGUUCUUCAUGGAUGAAAUUUCAACAGGGCUAGAUAGUUCCACAACCUUCCAGAUUGUGAAGUUCAUGAGGCAGAUGGUUCACAUCAAUGACAUAACCAUGGUCAUCUCUCUACUGCAGCCGGCUCCAGAGACCUUCGAUCUUUUUGAUGACGUGAUCCUCCUCUCUGAUGGUGAGAUCGUCUACCAGGGCCCUCGUGAGAGUGUGCUUGAGUUCUUUGAAUUUAUGGGGUUCAGAUGCCCGGAGAGAAAGGGAGUUGCAGACUUUCUGCAAGAAGUGACCUCAAAGAAGGAUCAAGAACAGUAUUGGUGUCGCAAGAAUCAGCCUUACAGCUACGUCUCAGUGCCCGAUUUUGCACAGGCUUUCAACUCUUUUCACAUAGGGCAGCAGCUUAAUGAAGAUUUGAGGGUUCCAUAUGACAAGUCCAGAGCUCAUCCAGCUGCUUUGGUGAAGGAGAGGUUUGGAAUCUCAAGCAUGGAGCUUUUCCGGGCUUGUUUUGAUAGGGAGUGGCUGCUGAUGAAACGUAGCUCUUUUAUUUACAUCUUUAAGACCACACAGAUCACUAUUAUGGCAACAAUUGCUUUGACAGUUUUCCUCAGAACUGAGAUGAAGACGGGUCGAGUCGAGGAUGCUGCUAAGUUUUGGGGAGCGUUGUUCUUCAGUCUUAUCAAUGUUAUGUUCAAUGGAAUGCAGGAGCUAGCAAUGACUGUUUUUAGGCUUCCUGUGUUUUUCAAGCAGAGGGAUAGUUUGUUCUACCCGGCAUGGGCCUUCGCGUUGCCUAUUUGGGUGCUUCGUAUUCCUAUCUCUGUCGUGGAGUCUGCAUUGUGGAUCAUUUUCACUUACUACACCAUUGGAUUUGCACCUUCUCCUGUUAGGUUUUUCAAACAGCUCUUGGCCUUCAUUGGGGUGCAUCAGAUGGCCCUCUCUCUCUUCCGUUUCAUUGCUGCAGUUGGAAGAACUCAAGUCGUUGCGAACACAUUUGGAACCUUCGCCUUGCUGUUGGUGUUUGUGUUGGGAGGCUUUGUCGUUGCCAAGGAUGAUAUCCAAGACUGGAUGAUAUGGGGUUACUACGUCUCUCCUAUGAUGUACGGACAAAACGCCAUUGCCAUCAAUGAGUUCCUCUCAGAGAGAUGGAGUGCUGUUGCACCUGCCAAUUCAUCUGAACCCACUGUAGGAAAGACCCUUCUCAAGGAAAGAGGUUUGUUCACAACGGAGUCGUGGUACUGGAUCUGCAUCAUUGCUCUCUUCACCUUCUCUCUGCUGUUCAACGUCCUCUUCGUUGCUGCAUUGACAUACUUGAACCCUCUGGGCGAUAACAAGGCCAUCAUCAACGAUGACAAUGAGGAGAGCAUGAAAAAGAAGAGAGUGACAGAAAUGACUGCAAGGAAUAAUAAUAAUAAUGGGAUUGUGGAGUCAAGCAAUGAACCAAGAAGAGGGAUGGUGUUGCCUUUUGAGCCUCUCUCUCUUACUUUCAACCAUGUCAAUUACUAUGUUGAUAUGCCUGCUGCAAUGAAGACACAAGGUGUUGAAGAGGAAAGACUGCAAUUGCUGAGAGAUGUGAGUGGAGCAUUCAGGCCCGGUGUUCUAACAGCGUUGGUCGGAGUUAGUGGUGCAGGAAAAACGACGUUAAUGGAUGUCUUGGCUGGUAGAAAGACGGGAGGCUACAUCGAAGGACCCAUAACCGUCUCCGGCUUCCCCAAGAACCAGGAAACGUUUGCACGAGUGAGUGGCUACUGUGAGCAGAACGACAUCCACUCUCCCUACGUCACUGUCUACGAGUCACUCCUCUACUCUGCUUGGCUGCGUCUGGCUGCUGAUGUCGACACAGAAACGCGAAAGAUGUUUGUUGAGGAGGUGAUGGACUUGGUUGAGCUGAACCCCCUGAGGAAUGCUCUUGUUGGGCUCCCCGGAGUCGAUGGUCUCUCAACAGAACAGAGGAAGAGGCUCACUAUUGCUGUUGAAUUGGUGGCUAAUCCUUCCAUAAUCUUCAUGGAUGAACCAACUUCUGGGCUCGAUGCUCGAGCAGCUGCUAUCGUGAUGAGGACAGUGAGGAACACAGUGGACACAGGCAGAACAGUCGUGUGCACAAUUCACCAGCCUAGCAUUGACAUUUUUGAAGCUUUUGAUGAGCUUCUGUUGAUGAAACGAGGAGGACAAGUCAUCUAUGGAGGACCUCUUGGUCGCCAUUCCCACAAGCUCGUUGAAUACUUUGAGGCUAUACCUGGUGUUCCCAAAAUCAAAGAGGGAUACAAUCCGGCUACAUGGAUGUUGGAGGUCAGCUCAUCUGCGGUUGAAGGCCAAAUGGAUGUCGACUUUGCUGAAAUCUAUGCCAACUCUGCUCUUUACCGGAACAACCAAGAGCUGAUCAAGGAACUGAGUGCACCAGCACCGGGGGCGAAGGACCUAUACUUCCCCACGCAGUAUUCUCAAUCAUUCUUGACACAAUGCAAGGCUUGCUUUUGGAAGCAGCACUGGUCUUACUGGAGAAACUCUCAGUACAAUGCUAUUCGUUUUUUCACCACUGUGAUCAUCGGUGUGAUGUUUGGCGUUAUCUUUUGGCAGAAAGGGAAUCAGAGUAAAAUAAAAGGGCAACAGGACUUGAUGAAUCUGCUGGGAGCUACAUAUUCUGCAGUUCUUUUCUUGGGUGCCGCCAAUGCUUCUGCCGUUCAAUCUGUAGUAGCAAUUGAGAGAACAGUCUUCUACCGCGAGAGGGCUGCAGGGAUGUACUCAGAGCUACCAUACGCGUUCGCUCAGGUGGCGAUAGAGACGGUGUACGUGGCGAUUCAGACAUUGGCUUACUCUCUGCUUCUCUACUCCAUGAUCGGAUAUGAAUGGACCGGAGAGAAAUUCUUCUACUUCUACUACUUCAUCUUCAUGUGCUUCACCUACUUCUCUAUGUACGGAAUGAUGGUUGUUGCAUUGACCCCUGGCUACCAAAUUGCUGCCAUUGUCAUGUCCUUCUUCCUCAGCUUUUGGAACUUGUUCUCCGGCUUCCUCGUCCCUCGUCCGGUGAGUACUCUAAAUUCUCACAAACAACGCACAAAAUCAUUAACACACAGCAUAAUAAUGCUAACGAAAACAUGUUUCUUGCAGCUUAUCCCAAUCUGGUGGAGGUGGUACUACUGGGCAUCACCUGUCGCAUGGACAAUCUACGGUGUUUUCGUGUCCCAGAUGGGAGAUGUGACGAGUCCCCUUGAGACGUCCGGCAACAUAAGUGAAGUUUCAGUGAAGGACUUUCUUAAAGAUUACCUGGGAUAUGAUCAUGACUUCCUCCCUGCAGUUGUGGCUGCUCACGUUGGUUGGGUGCUCCUCUUCUUCUUCGUGUUCGCCUAUGGAAUCAAGUACCUUAACUUCCAGAGGAGAUAGAAGCAUUUUUCGAAGAAUGUUUGCAGAUUAUAAGGUUUAUUUGUCAUAGGCUAAGUGUGUAUACUGUGUAGGCUGUUUUGCUAGACUACCUCCAUUUUUAUCCAUUUCUGUUUUCUCUCAUAUUACAACUCUCUAACUACUCUAUUUUUUUUUUGUAUUUAUUGUUUUAAAGUUGUAUAACUAUUCAAUCAAUAAAGUCAUUCUUGUACAUC